Molecule: messenger RNA, 1166 nt
Organism: Microstroma glucosiphilum
Lineage: Eukaryota; Fungi; Basidiomycota; Exobasidiomycetes; Microstromatales; Microstromataceae
Exons: 2
Coding region: 127-1113 (328 amino acids)
Source: RefSeq, a predicted model, not a curated record
UAUUCUUCCCCGCCGCCAUUGACGUAAUGCCGUCUGGCCGAUUACCCUACGCUUGCCGCCCCGUGUUCCUCAUUCAUUCUCACUUUCCUCAUUCCUGUCCAUAUCCUCACCCAUCUUCGAGUAGUCAUGUCUUCUGAGGAGCAGGAAGGACCUGCAGGAACAAAAGUGUUAGACACGCUCUACCCGCUCACCCACUUCAUCGGUCAUCGUCCCCCUACCGUCUCUUCGGAGCUGCAACCGGGAGAUGCAGGGUACCGCAAGUUCCAUGCAAAUUUCCAUGCAUUCGUAGAUUUUGGCUGGUGUGACCCUUUGCGAUCCCGUCUGAAAGCUCGCGAGGAGCGACAAGCAGCAGCGCAACGGCAAGAGGACGAUAAGGAGGCAGGCAAGGACAACGGGGAGAGUUACGCUCGAGAGCCGUGGCGCGUCUCGCUCGGCUGGCUCCUCUGGUCUCGUCUAAAAGGCGUGGUCCUCUCUACCAUACCGACUUUUGCAGUUCUGAGCUUCAUUGCCCUGAUUGCUCGCUCAGCCUUUUGGCGCGAAUAUGGCUCCCCUAUCAUCCUUGGCGCCUUUGGAACCGAGACGGUCAUCCUCUUCUGCCUACCUCAUCUGCCAGCCGCACAGCCUCUAGCUAUCUUCUUGGGAAACACCAUUUCUGCUAUCAUCUCCGUCGCUAUACAAAAGGCCUUUGAGCAUUACCCUUCUUACAAGCCCGGGAGCGUGGAUGGUGUCAAUUGGGCAGCCCCAGUCGUGGCGACGAUCACGUCUUCUGCGGUCAUGCAAUUAGUAGGAAUUGUUCAUCCACCAGGAGCAGCCAUUGCGGUCCUCGCCACUACUACUUCAAAUGUAGUAGGCGAGGGCUGGGAGCUACCGGGGCACAUCUGCCUCAUCUCCCUACUCUUCAUUGCCAUGGGUCUAGUAUUCAACAACAUCGGAGGCAAAACUUACCCUAGCAGUUGGGGUCUGCCUUUCUGGCCUACUGCACCGAGCCCCGGGCAAAUUCGGGAACGCUGGAAUGUGAAACAGAGGGAGAGCAGGGGGAGGACAGCCGGCAAGGAGGGCAAUGCUGCUGAGGAAGGUCGGGAGGGCUCGAAUGAGACAGUGGCUCCAAGGUAAAGUACUUCUUGCAAGUCUUAUGGCUCAUGUGUGCAAAUCAUCUGUAUUCUAUU